Hylaeus volcanicus is the source of this 768-nucleotide messenger RNA. RefSeq names its product B9 domain-containing protein 2-like. Gene Ontology annotation, cellular component: MKS complex. The coding region runs from base 233 to 760 and encodes 175 amino acids. Lineage: Eukaryota; Metazoa; Arthropoda; Insecta; Hymenoptera; Colletidae. Gene Ontology annotation, biological process: cilium assembly. The transcript has 4 exons. The record is from RefSeq and is a predicted model, not a curated record.
AUGAGUGUGUAUAGUGUAUACUAAUGCACUUACGAGUCAAAGCGUUGUCACGUAUUUUUGUAGAAUUACGGAUAUUUGAACUAAAACUUUGGUUAAGUUUUAGUGAUUUCUUUAAAAUAUUUUUAGUUAAGUUAAUAUUUAAUUCAGUGAAAACAAUUUGCUAUAAAAAUGAAUAAUAAAGUAAUACGUAUUCCACUGGGACAAUAGCGGAAAUAAAAUAUGUUCUUAUGGAAUGGCGGAAUUGCAUAUAAUUGGUAAAAUUUCGUCUGCAAAAGAUUUUAAACAACAACGACUUCUAUGCAAGUGGAGUUUUCAUGCUGGUAAUGGUUGGAAAGUUUUAAAUGGUUAUGAAGAAGGACAAACACAAGAAAGUUGUGAUUUAUAUACUAAUGAACCAAUUUGGGAUCAUCCAAUAGAUUUGCAUUAUACAACACAAACUCUUCAAAAUUCACCAAAACUUCUAUUGCAAAUAUUUUGCAGAGACGUUCACGAAAGAAUAUUAUUUACAUCUUAUGGUGUUUGUAACAUUCCUUUAUCCCCUGGAUUUCAUUCUAUAGAAUGUCACACAUGGAAACCAAUUGGUAACUGGAAAGAUAGACUUAGAGAUCAAUUUUUGGGAAUAACUCUACAGUUAAAAUCACCAAGUGUUUUAGUUAACUCUUUGGAUAGGUUUGAGUUACUUACACAAAGUAUGGGUACAGUUAAGAUCGAGUUGCAUAUACUUGCUCGGAACUUUGAAAAAUAUGGAUGCCAUUUGUAAAUAUUUAU